CUUAUUAAUUCGCUGCACGUUCGUGGAUUGGUCACGCGGAAUUCAGAGGAUAACCGGAAACAGCAGGUUGUUGCUGCCGAAAACAUCGUUAACGUCUCCGUUUACCAACUCGGAUGCUAAACUCACAACUACGCCGAUAGAAAAAUGGCUUUGACUCAAGAAAACAUCUUAACGUUUUUACUGGAGCGCGGGGGCAAAGUGAAAAACUCGGAGCUUGUGAACAAGUUUAAAGUAGUGAUCAACUCCAGUGAUCCCGCGGUAAAGAAAGAAAACCGGGAUCUGUUCAAGAGACUAAUCAACAGCGUCGCCGUGGUUAAGCAGCUCGAUGAUGUGAAGUAUGUGGUCGUGAAGAAAAAAUACCAAGGAUUCGUCAAAGGUGAAACAAUCUCGUUGAGCAACAGUUUGGUUGACAUUAAAUCACAAUGCUGCAGAUCCGAUAAAAUACAGAAUGCGGAUAUCAUCAAUAACAAUUAUCAUUUUCCUACCCAAACUGCAAGUCAAUGUUCGUCUCUUAAAAGUGAUCAUUCAGAAAAAAUUAAAGCUGAUUCAGUUCAUCCUGGAGGACCAUCUGACUUUAACCUUGCCAAAGUACUUAACGUAAGUAAUGUCAGAAGUGGACAGACUGAGUCCGUUUUCGCUCUUGUGGCCAUAAAAACUCCACCAAAACCUGAGCUGCAUUGUGACGAAAGGGGAAAAACACACCACAAAGCACCAGGAGAUGCUAAAGAGACGUCACCUCAAUGUAUUGCUGAAAGAAGCACAAAACUCAAGGAAACUUUUCAUCUAAAGGAUGGUUUUCUGUACAGGUCUACAAGAACCAAACGAAAAGAGCUAGAAGCACACGGUUCACCUCAAUUGCGAAGGUCUAGCAAAAUAACCAGAUCAGGUAAUGAAGUUAAAGACACAUAUGUAAUUCCUCUGGGACCUGUUGAACACGAGUGGCUGGUUAAAUCAGCAAAAGGAUGCUGGACUCGGAUCUGCAGCCUCCUGCUUCAGCAUCCUCAGCUGGCGGAGAAGCAAAAUUUCAUGUCUGGCUUUACCGUCCUGCACUGGGCUGCUAAAAGUGGAAACUGUGAAAUGGUUUGUAAAGUCAUGGAUGUUACGAGACAGAGUGCCGGAGGAAUCUGUGUUAAUGCCAAGUCUUAUGAUGGGUACACUCCUCUCCACAUUGCUGCCAUUCAUAGCCAUGAGGGUGUUUUAUCACUGCUGGUGUGCAAAUAUGGUGCCAACACUAAUAUAAGGGAUAACAGUGGAAAGAAAGCUUACCAUUAUCUGAGUCAAGAUGUGUCUUUUGAAAUUAGGAAGAUGCUCGGAGAUCCUCGAUUCCUGCAUCCGAAUGGUCACUGUCAGUUAGGGGAUGACCAGAAUCUUCAAGAGUUUUCUAAAGGAUUUAAGCCCUUGGGGAAACUAUUUCAGCCCCACGUUGUUGGACAUUUAAAGAAACGCAGACGUCGCCCAAGCUUUCGUUUCAUCAGUGAUGACCAUUAAGACACUAAAAAAAACUGCACUUAAUACAAACUGCUUUAAUGAAACUAAGAAAUAUCCUAACUGAAAGUUACUCUAAAAAAUGUGAGACACUUAAAUAAUCUGUUGUACACUGUGAAAAAUUAUUUGAAUUAGCAAGUAAUUUAAACUUUUUUGACUAGUGAGGAUUUGGUAUUAAAGUUUAAAAAAAGUUUUUAAAAGUUAAAAAGUAACGUAAAUUAAAAAAACACUAAGGUUGCAUAACAACUAAUCGCAACUAAUCGUUUGCAUUUUGCAGAAUAAAAGUGUUUGUUUACAACAUAAAUGUGUAUGGUAUAAUAGGCUAAUAAAUAAAUACACACACAUGCAUGUAUAUAUUUAAGAAAUAUUUCCAUGUGUAUAUACAUUUUUAUAUUUAUUUAUAAUUUAUAUAUAUAAAAUUUAAAAUACACUCAAUUAUUUUUCUUAAAUUAUGGGUGUGUUUUUGUGUGUUUAUAUAUGGAUAAAUAUGAUACACAGCACACACACAUAUUUGAACUAAACAAAAACUUUUAUUCUGCAAACGAUUAGUUGCUAUGCAGCCCUAAAAAAAAUUGUUUGUGUUCGAACAGAGAUUAGACUAGUCAUCCUAGCCUAAAAUAAACUGAAAACAACUUGCACUGACAUAUCUUAAAAUACAUGUGUGCAUUUUGAGGCAAAACAAAGGGCACCGAAGUAAUGUUUUUAGUAAGGCAUGUUAAAACUAUAUUUCCCAAUUAAACUAAGGCCUAGUCCUGUCACAAGCUAAUUCCUGUUCCGGGAAACCGCACCUAUGUGUCAUUUAGUGUUCAAAUAAAUAAAAUGGACAACACAAGAUGUGUUCCAAUAAUACCACAGAGAUGUGUCUAGUUAGGUACAACAAAUUUAAUGUGUUAUCCCUUAACUAGACACAAAAUGUGUUGUUUUAACACAAUGCACAACUUUAUUUUUUAUAAUUUAUAGCAACUUCUAACUAGUCAAAAAAUGGAAAUAAAUUAUUAUUUUAAGUUGUUUAAACUUAAACAUUUAGUUCAGCAAAGAUUUUUUUUUACACUGUAAAAGAUCACUUAAGUUUAAUCAACUUGGAUUUACAAGUCAUUUUAACUGCUUUGACUGUGAUGACUUAUAAAAUAACUAUAUUCACUUUGAUUUAUUAAGUUGCAACUCAUCACUUGUCAAGAAAGUUAAAAAGACUCGUAAAUUCUAGUUUAAUAAACUUAUAAAUGUAAUUGCAAAAAUAUUUUUUACAGUGUAUGUUUUAAAAGACACUUAAAUAAUUUGUUGUAUGUUUAAUGUUAUGUGUUAAUUUAAUUGGUAAUUGCAAAGGUAAAAGCCAUGAACACUAUGUCUCCUGUUUAUGAUAUUUGUUAAAAUAGUUUGUAAGUAACAAGAAAAUGGAUUUAGAUUGAUAUUUUUAAUGGAUUUGCACAUGUUUUCAUGUUUGACACAAAACUGUUUUCAUUUUUCCAAGCACUGAGUAACAAUUAAAAUCUGUAAAACAAAACAAACAACAAACAACAUUUAGGAAGUAUAAGCAGCAUUUUAUGUACUUCUGUUACAUUAGCUGCUUGUUUUGAUGUUUAAAUCAUUAUUAAAGAUGAUUAUAGUAUUGUGUUAACUUACACAAUAACUCACAGAUAUACUCACAGAUGUUAUUUCUGAAGGAUGUGUCUCAGCAGAAAUUGUUCUCUUAGUAAAAAUUUGUUCUCAAACAGCAGCUCUGUCAUC
Molecule: messenger RNA, 3210 nt
Organism: Misgurnus anguillicaudatus (oriental weatherfish)
Lineage: Eukaryota; Metazoa; Chordata; Actinopteri; Cypriniformes; Cobitidae
Gene: sowahab
Product: sosondowah ankyrin repeat domain family member Ab
Molecular function (GO): protein binding
Source: RefSeq, a predicted model, not a curated record